AUGCCGGCCAACGAACGAACUGAACGAUCCCACGAAGAAAACCAGGAGAGGGCCUACAUUGCCGCGUCGAGACGAGCUGAUCGAAGCUUAGAAGCUAGAGUACAGUCUGCUCGACAGGCGUCAGAGAUCCAUCGACGACGGACAGGUCGAGGACUGAAAGUGAGCGAGGAAAUCGUGCUAAAGGAAGAAAUGUAUGAGGAGGAGGAAGACGACCUUCCCAGACACUACAAGUACCUAACUGCUCAUCUACAAACGAAUUCUCCAGACAUGAAUCACCGUGUGAACGCGUACAUCACCACUCAAGCUGCGAUGGCUACCAUGGCUAGGUAUAACGAGGUCAACAGACUUUUUAGCGAAUCAUUCCCCACAGCAAUGUCAUAUCAACAGAACUUAGCCAAUUCCAUGUAUAUGGCACCGCUCAUGAAACCUGAUACGAACUUCUCGCAUCGGAUGUCUACUUCGAGCUCUAGUCAGGGAUCUCCAGCGACCCGAACACAGUCUAUCUCUUCUCAGUCACAGUCUGACAAGAGGGAUUCUAUUGCGGCUGGGAGCCCGAUUUCUACUUCGGCCACGACAAUAUCAUCCCCACCGGCAUUGACGCCUGCGUCUUCAACCGAUGUAGACGCGUCCGAUACCAAGAGCACGCCAUAUCAAACGCCAUCCGCGUUCUCGCCCCUCCAUCUUGACCCCCAACUAGCACAGCAGUCGACAUUCUCCUCCGUCUUCACUUCCGAGCUGCCAAACGACGUUAAGAUGAUGGCCAACAUCGACAUGAACGAUCCGAUGGCGAUGCAUUUCUUAGACGGCAACCCGUCGACUUAUCAGAUGUUUGGGCCCUACCCCGGCGAGCUUACAUCACAGGACGACAGCGCUAAAGCCGGCACCGCAGAUCAGGAGCCGAAUGCGUUCUCGUCUCAAAAUGUGCCCAUCCCGGACGAUUGCUUUGCCUCUUCGAUAGAGGGCUCCAUGGGACUCUUGGAUGUUCCGAUCGACGGCUAUAGCCGUCUGGGCACCCCCGCCGGCGGAACAGGAGGAGACGCCUGGGAGAGCUUUGUCGACUUCGGAUCCGAGCAAUAA
This is a messenger RNA of Daldinia caldariorum, 1077 nucleotides long. RefSeq lists its product as uncharacterized. Lineage: Eukaryota; Fungi; Ascomycota; Sordariomycetes; Xylariales; Hypoxylaceae. The transcript is spliced from 2 exons. The record is from RefSeq and is a predicted model, not a curated record. Bases 1 to 1077 code for a protein of 358 amino acids.